Rosa chinensis is the source of this 1159-nucleotide messenger RNA. Its product is annotated as protein LTO1 homolog. The transcript has 3 exons. Lineage: Eukaryota; Viridiplantae; Streptophyta; Magnoliopsida; Rosales; Rosaceae. Bases 341 to 760 code for a protein of 139 amino acids. The record is from RefSeq and is a predicted model, not a curated record.
GGCUUGAUACGGAUUAAAGUCUUAAACAUCCCAGAUACUCGAUCCGUUUCCCUUUCAUUCUCUCUCUGUCUAAUCAAAAAGGGGUUCUCGAACGCGCCGAUCCUUCCUCACCGCCUCCGACUCUCCGAUCCCUCUUCGACUUGGUUUAUGAGUUGUAGCUUAUAUACAAGUUUUGGCUAUGCACUGAUGAGUUUGGAUGUGUUUUUGUAUUCUCAGCUCGAAGGAGAGACCCACUCUCGGGCAAUCGGAGACUGCAGAUCACUACACAAACAGCAACAGGUAGCAGUUUGAAUCCCUCAAACUUUCCAUUUUUAUUUUUUCUGCAACAAUUACUUAAUCCAUGGACGACAUAUUCGGAGAGUCUCUGAACUUCGAAGAGAUCCACAUCAAGCAAGGCUUCGACGAAGGCCACAAAGACGGCCUGAUCGCUGGAAAAGAGGAGGCCAGGCAAGUGGGCCUCAAGGUGGGCUUCGAGGUCGGUGAGGAGCUAGGGUUCUACAAGGGUUGCGUGGAGGUAUGGAACUCUGCGGUCCGGGUUGACCCAACCAGGUUCUCGACUCGGGUCCAGAAGGGCGUGAAGCAGAUGGAGGAGUUGGUGGAGAGGUACCCAGUUAUGGAACCUGAGAAUGAGAGCGUGCAGGAGAUAAUGGAGGAUUUGAGGUUGAAGUUUAAGGCGGUUUGUGCUUCUUUGGGUGUGAAAUUGGAGUACCAAGGGUACCCGAGAGCUUCAUCUUCUGGGGCUAAAGACGUUGCGUUUUGAGUUGAAUAUAUGUUGUUGUAAAAGCUUAGAGGGUUAGUUUGAAAUUGAGGUUUUGGUAGCAAAAGUUGAAAGCAUUAUGGGAUGUGAGUUAGCUUUUGGGUUGUGGGUUUUCAUUGCUGGUUUAAUUCACUCAUUUUCUCUAGUUCUACAUUUUUGUUUGCUCAAUAGUUUCAUAACCAAGGGUUUGGGCAACCUGAGUCCAAAGCCGACAUUGUCAUUUGGUUUGUUAUGGCAAUUUCGGUUUUGGACUGUUGAUGAUAAAGCAUAUACUUUAUCAUCUCAACCGAAGCUUCAAUUUGUAUAUUUUUUUUGUAUAGCAUUCUCAUCUUACAUCGUUUUCUUUGGCUAUUUGGUAAGUAGGAGGACAUUUUCUAAAAUCAAGAAUGUCAUAUUUACACA